UUCCAAAACCCCAAAAUUCAAUUUUCUCGAAAUUCAUACCCCUUUUCCAAUUUCGAAUUCCAUUCACAAUUCUUUUUCAUAAUCCCAGAAUUUUCAAUAAAAUCAUUAAAUCUUGAUAUACGUAUCUCACAACCAAAAUUGUUUUUUGGUUUUUAUCAUUUCUAUUUUGUAUUCGUAUUGGAAUUCUGCUGAUUUUCCUGGAAGAUGCGUUUUCCUGCUUCCAGGGAUCGAUUUCCCGGAGGCCAAACAGCUUCUCAGAUCUUGUAAGGAACAAGGCAAGGAGAAGAAAAACGAAAGCUCUUGAGUCUUGUGAUGGGCGGAAAUGGAAUUGCUGCGGUGGUUUUCUUGUUCUUGAUUUUUUCCGGUGUCUCCAACGCUUCCCUGUUUUGGAAGCUUCGAAAGCUAGCAGAUGUUGCUCAGAACAACAGCUCCGCUGCCGCUGCCGCCGCCGCCAUUCCAACUGUUUCUCGGUUGCCGAAUCCUGGAACGGUUGACAAGAAAUCGGAUCCUAAGGUGGAUGGUUCGGGAAAAUCCGGUAGUGAUUCGUCGAAAUUGGAUCCGAAUGUGUCGAAUGGAACAGGCUCCACGCCACCACUGGCGCAGAAACCUGAGGCGGCAUCGGAGAAGUCGGAUUUGAUCAGUCCACCACCUCAAAAUCUGACAGAUACUGGUAAAAAUUCGGAAUUGAAGGAUAAAGAUGUUGGCAAGAGUAAAGGAAGCAAGGAGGAGGAGGAGGAGGAGAAGAACAAGAAGGGUGGUGAGGAGAUAGAUAGUGGACAGAGUUCGAAUUCAGAAAAUAAAGGGGACACUGAGAAGAAUAAAGAAACAAAGGAAGAGGAAGAGAAGAAGAAAAGUGAUAGUGAGGAUAAAAAUGAGUUGCAGGAUAAAGAAACAAAGGAAGGGGAGGGGAAGAAGGAUGACACGCAGCCAAAUAGUGGUGAAACUUGUGACGACGAGCAGACGUGCAAGGAUGAGAAUUCUCUGGUUGCCUGCAUAAAACAUUUUGACAGUGGGUCAAAAGAGUUGGCUGUUAUAGUCCAAAAUCAAGGGGAAGAAACUUUGGAAGUAAAUCUUACAGGCUCAACGUCUAUGGAAAAUCAUUUCAAGUUACCAAAACAUGGAACUCAUAGGAUAAAUAUCUCACUGGCUUCCAUCCAAAGUGACAAACUGGUGGUCAGUGCUGGACAUGGGAAUUGUUCCCUACACACGGACUCUCCUGUUUCCAGAGCAAACUUUUUCUUUCUCCUGCCCUCAUAUGACAACCUAGUGAGCCCCAUAAAUGGUGCAUACUUCUUGAUUGCAACAGUUGUAAUUUUUGUAGCUACAUGGGCUUGCUGCAAACUCAGGAAUUCAAGGAGACGGCGGCUAGAUGGAAUCCCUUAUCAAGAGCUAGAAAUGGGAAGGCCAGAAUCCAUGUCAGCUACUGUAGUCGAAACAGCAGAAGGAUGGGAUGAGGGUUGGGAUGAUGAUUGGGAUGAGGAACAUGCAGUGAAAUCACCAGCAGCACGUCACCUAGGAAACAUCUCAGCAAACGGCCUCACUGCUAGGUCUUCAAACAAAGACGGCUGGGAAGAUGGUUGGGACGAUUAGGAUCUUUACUUGAAAAAAAUGCAAGGCAAGAACGUGAGAAUUCAACAUGCAGAAUUUUGGAUGAAAGAAGAAAACAAAGCAGGUAUACGGAAAUCAUAGUCAAUUCAUUGUAUAAACUGUAAAUUCUUAACAUACUUGCCAUGUUGACAUGGAUUGAAGAUUUGUUGUCAUUCCUGAUCGGAAGGAAUUGUUUAGAAGAAGCCUAAAAGCAUUGUAUAGGGGAGUUGCACAUGUUUUGUCUCUAAUCAAUCUUCGCCAUACAUGUUUCCCUUCUCCCUAUUUUUUGUCUUGCAAGUUUGUAAUGCCUUUUUGAGUACCCGGGCUUCGGAAAUAUAUAUAUAAUAAAAAAAAAAAUUUCAG
Rubroshorea leprosula is the source of this 1950-nucleotide messenger RNA. The record is from the annotation of a GenBank genome assembly. NCBI's taxonomy places the organism in Eukaryota, Viridiplantae, Streptophyta, Magnoliopsida, Malvales, Dipterocarpaceae.